Molecule: messenger RNA, 1578 nt
Organism: Schistosoma spindalis
Lineage: Eukaryota; Metazoa; Platyhelminthes; Trematoda; Strigeidida; Schistosomatidae
Source: the annotation of a GenBank genome assembly
CAUCGGCCAUCCACUGCUACAAGAUAUGGAGGCUCGUUAAGUGAAAGAUUCUUCUAUUCCAUCUAGAACCACUUGACCUAUUUGAAUGCACUACAAUUUGUACUAUUUAUAUGUUUUGAAUGCGACGCAGAAGAACUGAAUGAUACGGUACUUUCGCACGUUUUGUCGAAAGUCCCGGUCUUCUUAAGGACUAUUUAUGUGGUAUUUAGCCCGAUAACCCUAAUGCUGCAACUUAACUGAUUGAGUGCUCGUUUUAUACCUCUGUUUCUCAACAAAGACAAGCUGAAGACUUGACCGAAACUACCUAGACAAAGGUCUCAUCUGCUCUUGGUCCUAUAUAAUGUCGAAGCUACCAGUUUUUGCUAGAACUUUAGUUGAUAUGGGACACAAGCGAGUCAGAAAAAACCCUCGCGUUCAUCCAAAAGCAAAAGGAAAAUUUCUCAAAGUAAGACAGCCUACCCCAGUUGAUCCAGUGGAAGAUGCGCUUUCCAAAAAAUGGUGGGUUGAUUACCGAUUGCAAUAUGAAGCUGUCAGGAGUCUUUUUCAAUAUGAAAUCAAUCGUCAUAAAAUGGAAGCUAUUUCUGCCUCACGAACAGAUCAUGAACAUGAACGUAAUAGACGUCAUGAGCUAACAGAAACCUGGAACAAAGAGACCUUUCUACUAGCAACAGAUAAAUUUGAAAAGCUCCUAAAAGCAUUGAUUGAUAAACAAACUGACAGACUAAUUGAUUUUCAAAAUAAACAAGCAAAGUCAUUAGACAAAUUAAAAGCUGACCUUGACACAGUAGCUAUGUUAACUGGACAGAUGAUUACGGAAACAAAUUUAGAUGAUAAAAUUGACGAAAUCAUGAAUUAUGAUGUUGUUGAUUAUAACUUCGUGGUUGACCAUAGUGGUAAUAUUAUUCGAGGAACAAAACCAAUAAAAAACGAACUUCAUACAGUCGAUGUAGAGGAAAAUAUACAAGAAGAACCUUUUUCUGCUACAUCAUGAAUCCUUGUAGAUUUUUCUUCUCACAUUCUCGGCCGUUUUUGUGCAUGAGUUUAUUUGAUAAUUAGUAUUAUAUAUACGUUGUACAUAGAAAAAUACACCGAUUUACUUCAUAUUAUAUGUUCACUUUGAAAUUUAAUCAUCUAUUCAUCUGUACGUUAUUUCAAGGGUAAAACUGUUCAGAAUAUAUGAUGCUCUUGUUUAAGUUAUGUUAAACUCAAUACGUGAAUCCCAAGUCCCUCUAUAUUUCUACCCGGAAUCCCUAUAAAUAUCGGCAGUCACUACCAAUGCGGUUAUUUUAACAGUUGAUUCUUGUUCAUUUUCAAAACACUUGUAGCAAUGUUCCGGUUGAAUAUCAUAUUAGCCAACCUUCAACUGAUGGAGCUGAGUUUUAAAGUUCAAUUUAUCUACAGAAGUUUUUGAGGCUGAAUAAUAUCAUUCCCCACUGAAUUUUUGGCUUGUAGUUCAGUACACUUAACUUUGCAAAAAACCCAUUCAGCACAGGUUUGUCAUACAUAGUUUUUAGCAACUCUUUUUGUCUACCUAAGUGCCUAGAUUAAAGUAGAUCGAUGGAGGAUCUAACCCACAAC